Procambarus clarkii (red swamp crayfish) is the source of this 3853-nucleotide messenger RNA. Lineage: Eukaryota; Metazoa; Arthropoda; Malacostraca; Decapoda; Cambaridae. The record is from RefSeq and is a predicted model, not a curated record.
UCGUAUGGUCCCGGUAUAUAUUCCUCGUAUGGCCCAGGUAUACACUCUCAUGACCCUGGUAUAUACAUAGACAAUCUUCGCCUGGCCUUGGAAUGUACACUCGGCAGACUGGUAUACCUUCUCGUCCCUUGGGGCAUUUCCUGCUAUAUAAGUGGUAUUGUACCUGUCUACGGAGGACAAAAUAGCAUUGUGUACAACGGUGCUUCCUGAUUUGAAUUGAAUUGAUACAAUUAAGAUGAGGAAGGACGAUUCCUUAUUGAGUUAGAAUCAUACAACACAAUGAGCCAUUAAGGUUACGCCUGAAUUAGUCGCCGUGAACUAGCUAUAGCUUCUUCCCCCUUAAACAAAAACCAAUAUGUGCAUCUUUGAAUGUCCCUGUUGUCUGGUACUGGUAUGUUGAUAUAGUUUUUCAACGCUAUAAAUGAAACCUAUUAUCGAAAGUAUCAUCUCACAGAUAUCUACGUUUUCUAUGCAUCGGAUUCGAUUGGUUAGUGAGUUGCUUGGGUUCAUACCUUUCCGGUAAGCUUAGGUUAUGUUUUUCACACAAGAGUGGCAAGUCAAGAGGACGCGCUGCGCAUCCAGUUUGGAUGGAUACCCUUCUUCACUUACAGAAGAUGGUGGGCCCCCCACUUACAAGGCACACAGACAGCCAUAGAAUUUCCACACGGUGAAAUAACGAAAAAGACGAAACUAAUGACACCCGAAGGACUGAGAGAGAGACUCCUGACGGAUGACAAGAUAGAUAAUUUUGUUGAUAUGGAAAGCGGCUCGGCCACACCUGGUGUUUUACAUGCUUUAGUCGUUCGUUAGUUGUGUCGAUGACUUAUUGUUGUGCCAUACACUGUGCCUUGAACGUCGUCACACAGUAAAAGCGUACUUUUGUGCUGUGAGUCAGUGCCAAUCAGUGCAUAUUUAUACAAUAACAAACCCUUAGCCCUGACGAGCUAAGCGCAGCAGCAUUAAGUCACUGAACAGUGUUGCCGAAGAAUUUUGGGCACAGACUCGCCCAGGAAGGAUUGCUUGUUAUCCGGAUAGGUCCCUUGGAACCCUGGCGAUGCUAGGGAAAUGGGACUGGUGGCUUCUAGGGACGGUUUUGCUGGGAUUCGUCCUGGAAGCCUACUCUCAACGUCCUGCUGAAGGUCGCUCCAAGAGGCAGGAUGGCAUCAGCUUCAGCAUCCCGGUGUUGGACAAUGGCGGCAACAGGCGCCAGAGACAAGACAACAACCCCAUCGCCUCCGCCAUCGGCUCCUUCAUCAACACCUUCAUCAGACCCCCGCACAAUCCUAGCCCUAACGGCCAGCCCAGCAGGCCGGGAAACAGCGAGGUGGGCAAUCUGAACAUCGGCGGGUUACCCGUCACAGUAACGAGCGGCCAGAAUGGCAUCGGUAUAUCAUUUGGACAAAACGCAGCAGCAGCAGGAGCGGGCGGAGGUUGUCGCCUGGACAAUGGUGGGUGUGAGCAAGUGUGCCGUCACACCCGCCGGGGCAUCCGCUGCUUCUGCGACCCGGGCUACUUCCUCAACCCCGACCGCCAGACCUGCUCAGACCUCGACGAGUGUCGCUUCAACAAUGGCGGGUGCAGUGAUCUGUGCAGCAACACCCUAGGCUCCUUCACGUGCUCGUGCGCUCAGGGUAACCUGCAGCCCGACCAACGCACCUGCUUUGACGGAGGAAACACCUGCGCCAUCAACAACGGAGGGUGUUCAGAGAUCUGCUUGGAGAGUGAGGAAGGUGUGAGGUGCUUGUGUCACCCCGGGUCCACGGUCGGCCGCGACGGCCAGUGCCUUCAGUUAGACCUCUGCCUGAACAACAACGGCGGCUGUGAAGAAACCUGCUCCAGCACCCAGCAGGGAGCUGUCUGCUCCUGCGGCCCCGGCAAGACACUAGCGACGGAUGGACGAAGUUGUAAGGUCUUGGACAAGUGUAGCCUCAACAACGGCGGGUGUCAGCAGAUCUGUGACAACACUCCGGGAGCUUUCCAUUGCAAAUGUGUCGGUGGCUUCCUCUUGCUCGACGACGGCCGCUGCCAGGCCAUUAUCCAGACAACACCCCGCACCACCACCUCCACCACCACCACCUCUACCACCACUUCUACCACCACCACCUCCACAACCACAACAACCACAAAGCCAUCAACUGGAGGCGAAGAACCUCGGCCAACUCGCGGAUGUGGUAUCAACACAAAGAAAUCGCUCUUCAACCGCAUCGUUGGGGGCAAGCCUGCGGAUCCCAAGGACUGGCCAUGGAUGGCGGCCCUCCUGAAGAGCUCAACUAAUACCCAGUACUGCGGGGGCACUCUUGUCACAGACAGACACAUUCUUACAGCUGCCCACUGCCUCAAACCGUUCACAGCCAAGGACAUCCGGGUGAGGCUCGGGGAGUACACAUUUGACCAGACAGUCACCAGCGACGCCAUCGACUUCGGCGUCACAGAAUUCCGGAUGCACGAAAGGUAUGACUCGAAGACCCAGGAGAACGACAUUGCCCUGGUGAAGCUGGACAAACCUGCCACCUUUAGCGAGACCAUCUGGCCGGUGUGUCUACCGCCACCACAAACCUCCUACCAGGGACGCGAUGGCUAUGUCACAGGUUGGGGUACGAUAUACUACGGGGGCCCCGUGAGCCCGACGCUACAGGAGGUGGUUGUGCCCAUCUGGUCCAAGCAAGACUGCAGCUCAGCCUACCCUUCUAAGAUCUUGCCUGGCAUGAUGUGUGCCGGCAGCAAGACAGGUGGCAUGGAUUCGUGUCAGGGUGACUCCGGAGGACCCUUCCAGGUGCAGGACUUCCGCAGUCGUCGGUGGUACGUUGCCGGGGUGGUGUCGUGGGGCGAGCGGUGCGCCCUGCCAGAGAAACCUGGAGUCUACACUGAGGUCGCUCUCUUUGUCGACUGGAUCAAGAGUAAUGCCAUCUUCUAGUUCCUGUCCCCCUGGGACAGGAAGGAAGAUAUAAUGUUCUACGUAGAGAUGGCCUUCAUCAUAGACUAAAUCAAAAUCAAUUUCACCCUCUCGUCGUAGCUGACUGGGAAUAAUAGGGAAAUUAAAAAGAUAUAUAUAUGAUUUUCUGUUUGAGGUGGCCAUUACGACAUAAACUUUCCUUCCUUACAAACUACAGCUACAUUAACCUGCCUUUCUAGCGGGAACUUGACCAUUACCUUCCAUUAUCUGUGGACCCGCUCCCGUCUACACCCUUACAACUCGACUUUGAAAUCAAUCCUUUAAUUUCUUUCUUCAUGUUGUGUGCCUGAGUACACAGCAUGUGCUUGCAGGGCUUGAGCUUUGGCUCUCUGGUCCCACCUCUCAAAAGUCAAUCAACUGGUGUACAGAUUCUGGAGCCUAUUGGGCCCUUAUCAAAUCUACAUUUGAAACUGUGUAUGGAGUUAGCCUCCACCACAUCACUGCCCAAUGCAUUCCAUUUGUUAAAUACUCUAGACACUGAAAAAAUUGUGUGUUAUCUCACAUUAAACAGCGUCAUGUUCUGUGGUCAAUUGUGUGCUAAAGAAAGAUAAGGUGCGUCAUGUUCUGUGGCCUGAUGUGUUAAAAGAAAAAAUAGAUUCGUCAUGUUCUGUGGCCAAAUGUGUGACACAAAGAUAAGAAGCGUCGCGUUCUGCGGCCAAAUGUGUGUUACAGAAAAAAUCUAAAGCUUCGUAGUGUUGAAGUUAUUUACGUAGUUUGGGGGGUAUUAUUACUGUGGGCAUUCAGCACUAAGUAUAUUUGAUCCGUUAUAUAUAAACUUGUAUUUAGAUUACGCUUUAAUAUUAUAAGUGUGGCCUUAUUUAAUAUGCAACCUCUCUCCCUUCAAAUAAACCACUGUAAUUUGCUCUUAUGUAUAUUUUCUGAAUAAAAAUAUUAUAAUGA